AUGGAAGUCCCUGAAAGGGAUACCUCCUGCGCCAUGGCAGAACGGAGGAGCCGUACUUUCAGUUCGUCCGAGGAAUGGCAGCAAGCUUUGCAAGCGUUAAAUUCACCACCACAAUCCAGGUCAGUUAUCUCCAGACAAGAACAGGUGUUCCACCAUGCAGAACGCUACUCCUUGGGAAAUGCCGUGAAGGAUAUGGCCCGCGCUUUCCGGGAGCGUCACAUGGAAACCUCGCUGAAAAGGUUGCGAGCGUCGCCUGCUCUCAUUUUUCUGAAAGUGUGGCACACCUACGGCAUUUGGGUCGGUGCUUGUGUCUAUUUUACAAUUUCGGCGAACUUGAUGCUCGCCUGGUACAUCGACUGGUAUCGAACCAGCGGCACGUACCGCAUUGAGUCCCGUGGUGCUUCGCAGAUCUUUCACUUUGAUUUGGCGCCUUUCUUUGCAAUAUUUUGUCGAUCUUGGCUCCUGGUGUGCGUAGUCGGAGACUUGCUCCGCUUCUGCUACCUGUUGGCCAAAGAUGCAUGGGAGGAAGAUGCGUUCGUAACGUACAGACGAGUCGUGUGUGGUGAUUUCCAGCGAGAUCUCCAAGACGAGAUGGAGAGGAAGCCUCUUCGUUCCAGCCAGUGGUCUGUCGAGAUGUUGAGUUCCCCAGGCUGCCGCACUUUAGAUGUUCUGCUCCAGAUCUCAAUCUACCUCGCCUUGGAUGUGGUUCCGGUGGCUUGCUUUCUGAUUUCUUACAUUGAAGAACAAAGCUUUGCGAGGAACGCAACGGUGGCAGCAUCUGCCGGCCUCUCUGGCGGAAGCUGUAUCCACGUGUUCGUCUUCUUUCUUGCCAUGUGGGUCACUGACGUGGUUGCCAAACGUCGUGGCUUCAUGGCGGCAUAUCGUGGUGAAGCUCGCCUGGCUCCUUGCGAGUAUCCAGGAGAGUCACUUCAAAACUUUCAGUGGGCCGGCGAGUUCGGAGACAGGCACCUGGCGAACUUGGAAGCGGCACGCUGCGUGUCCUUCGUUGAGGACUCCUUGGAUGGGCCCCCAGAUCGCUGCGUCUCGCCUCGCAGCAGCGGCGGAGGGGGUGUGUCACUGGGGGACCGAUCCGAUCAAAGUGCACCAUCCAGUGUCGCGACAUCAGAUGUUGCGAGAAGGGCGGGUGGAUCAGUACAUCUAGCUUCUGCAGGUGCGCUUGAUGUGCAGGAAUCCAGCUCCAGCGCGUUGCCACCCAGGUUGGACAUGCUUGCUCGGCCCCAACGCAGAGAGACCGCCGGGUCCAUCGACACAGUUGCCGUCGCGGACCAGCUCAAUCUCUGUAUUCCGAUGUGCGUAUGCUUCAGCGGCACUUUGGCCUGA
Messenger RNA from Symbiodinium sp. CCMP2456, 1341 nucleotides. The record is from the annotation of a GenBank genome assembly. NCBI's taxonomy places the organism in Eukaryota, Dinophyceae, Suessiales, Symbiodiniaceae.